AUGGAUGAAAACCUAGAGUCUAAAGACAGAUUAAGUGAUUUACCCGAUUGUAUUCUCCUUCACAUUCUCUCCUUUUUAGGCGCCAAACCCACGGUUCAAACUUGCAUACUGUCCCCGAGAUGGAACUCUCUCUGGAAGCGUCUUCCCACUCUUCGAUUAAACUGCUUCAACUAUAGGUAUUACAAUUUCACCGAAUUUGUAACUCAGAUUUUGUCUCUUCGAGAUGACUCAACAACACUACACACUCUCACUUUUCACCGUCAUGGUUUGGUUGAGCCUCACCUACUCAAAAGAGUCCUAAAUUACGGCAUUUCACAUAAUGUCCAGCAGUUAGAAAUCAAUGUCAAAUGUGAGAUUCAACACUUUCCUCCAAGCUUAUUUUCGUGUCACACUUUGACAUCUCUUAAACUUGUUCACCCUAACUUUUACUAUAUGAGAGCAUUACUUCCUUAUUCUCUGAAUUUGCCAUCACUAACUGAAUUGCAUCUGCAUUCGUUCGCCUUUCCAUUUGGCGAUGAUGGUUGUGCCGAGCCUUUUUCGGGAUUACACAAGUUGAAUACUUUGAUUAUUGAUAAAUGUGAAGUACAAAACCUCUGCAUAUUGAGUACCUCACUUGUCCGUUUAACUAUAGUCACCCGUGAUUAUCCUCCCGAUGAUUGUUGUGAAAUUGAGUUAUGUACUCAAAAUCUUUGUAUGUUUACUUUUAUUGGUUCUGCUUUUCACAAACUCUAUGGGAGCAAAAACAAUUUGUCUUCUAUUAAACACAUAGACAUUGAUCUUAGGUUGAUGUCAGAUUCUGCGGAGUAUUCGUUGUUUCUACUCAACUUCCUGGUUGAGCUUGUUAGUGUUAAGUCAAUGACGGUUUCUUCACAGACUCUUCAGGUUCUUUCUUUAGUUCCUGGCUUAUUUAAGGUUGAUCUCCCUUCCUUGUGUAACUUGAAGUCACUUAAAGUAAAAAAGAAACAAUCUUCGUUCCUACCCGAUUUAGUAGUGGAAUUUUUGCUUCAAAACUCUCCCUCAACAAAGGUUGAAAUCUUAGAUUGA
Molecule: messenger RNA, 1044 nt
Organism: Vicia villosa (hairy vetch)
Lineage: Eukaryota; Viridiplantae; Streptophyta; Magnoliopsida; Fabales; Fabaceae
Product: F-box/LRR-repeat protein At4g14096-like
Exons: 2
Coding region: 1-1044 (347 amino acids)
Molecular function (GO): protein binding
Source: RefSeq, a predicted model, not a curated record